AUGAAUUCCCGCAGCGGCGUUGGCAGUGCCAGUGCCAGUGUUGUCGCACGGAGGCGGAAUGGAAAGCAGCAGGCCUGUGAGCCUUGUCGCAAGGCAAAGAUUGCUUGCGAUCACUCUCUACCUACUUGUGACCGCUGCAGGCGUAGGAAGGUUACUGAAAAAUGCGUUUAUCACGCUGCGCCCAUGACCAAGACCGGCUCUGGACAAGCAACUUCUCCAUCCGGAAUAGAAAACGGAAAGAGCCACAGACAGCAGCCCUUGCUUACACCUUCCCAUCCUGCUGCUGUGUCUAUUACCUCGCCCGAGGUUAGCACUACACUGCUAGCACAAACCCCUAAAGAUUCUCGUUCCCCAGCGAGUAGCGGGCCCUUCAUCAAAUCAGGAGGGUUCUUCGGGCCCACCAACUUUUCUGCGGUCUUUCUCGAAAACCGUGAUAAUCUCGUAUCCGGCAAUGAAGAGAUGCAAAUCUCCAAUGACUCUGAAGAUCCUCUUCCUCCUUCAGAAAGUCUUCAAUCUCAAACCUUCCUCAUGCUAGCCACCGGCAGUGCUGCGAAUUGCAGUCCAAGAGUUGAACUUGGUGCCAAGGUGCUUAGAUCAUUGCCAGACAAAAUCACUUGCAACUUCUUGCUUGAAUGGUACUACGAGAAUUGCGAUUCAUGCUUCGGCUACAAUCAUGUUAUCAUGAGUUGCGCAAAAAGCUUGUGGCAGACCUACGACCCAUUUCUGACUGAACCCACGCCAGAAAACAUGCAACACGUUUCCACGAUCCUGUGUGAGAACAGCAAAAAAAUCCUCGAAGAACCUACCGGCUCCGAGAACCUUUACUCUAGAUGGUUAGACUCAUUCUGUGGAAGUAACAUGAGAUGGGAGACUGUUGGCCUUGUGUUCUGCGCUCUCACGCAGGCGACGCUUAGUCUGCCAGAACGGGAUGCAUUCUUCUGUACGCAGACGGGGAAUAGAAAGGGUAGGAAAGCUUUUGCAGUCGAGAUGAAAGACUGUAUUCAGGCUUGCAUCACGUUGAGUAAUUGGAUGGAUUUAAUAAAUCUGCCAAUGGUCUUCCUGCUUUCAAGGAACCUCGUUCUUCAGACUGUUAUUAGCGGCGAUACAAGUUUGGUUGUAUGGAGGCAACUAGGAGAUCUGGUCAGCGCGUCAACUGCACUGGGGCUCCAUAGACAGGUGACUACGGAACAGCCCAUCACUUUCCUCACGGAGAUGAAGAAGCGCGUCUUUACCUUAAUAUUCAACUGGGACAAAUCAACCUCGGUUCUCACUGGACGGCCACCAGCUCUAAGUUAUCGCUAUACACGCUUCAAGUUUCCUUUGGAUCUGAGUGAUGAGGCAACAAUGGCUGGCGGGGACGAGCUAAUUGCUGCUAUAAACAAAUUGGACAAAGAUGGGUGGAACACAGAUGGUAAGAUAUACACUAGUACGGUCAAUCGCGUUCACGGCAUCGAUUCCGUGAUCCUGGACGAGACUCUCGAGUUAUGCCUUGGAGAUCCAGCAGAUUGUACCGAGGAAAGAACAACGUAUCUUAUGCAAAAAUUGCAAAAUUCUUUCGAUUCCUUGCCUAGUCACAUACAUUUCUCCUAUGCCGAGCCGCCUACUGGGAACCGUAGUGAUAGCUUCUUCCGGAAAGUCCUCUGUAUACGCCUUGCGUACCUAGAGCACCGUCUGCUGCUCGAACGAAUAGCCUACAAACAUGGCUGGUUAGAUGGCCAGAGCAUGGUUGACUGCGCCACUGAAAUGCUCGAGUUGACAGUCUUAAUUUGGGUACAGCGAGACCGUUUUGUCACGCAUGAGCCCGAUUUUGACUGGAUGCUUAUGGUAUGGGGUGUACCAUCUUCCGGGGUACUUUGUGUGGAAUUGCUAAAACAGUUAAAAAAUCCUGGUGCUCCUCAUCCCAGAUUCAAGCGAAGUGAAAUCGUCCAGAACCUCAGCUUACUCAUUGGGUUCCUGGACUGGGUGCGGCCUACUGCGGGUAAUUAUCAACUCUGUACUCGCAUGAAGUUGAUUAUCAAGAGGAUAUUGGAUCAGAUUUUGGACCCGAGUCUGCCUUCCGCAUCCGUCCAACAAGCGAACAACGUUCAGCUCGUAGAGCCUAUGGGUGAUUGGAUGAUGGGUCAGUCCUAUGGCCCUGGUGAUGUAAUAGGGCCGUUCGACAUGGCAGUCCCGCCACCAGGAGCGUUUGAUAUCAACAGCUAUGAGAACGGAGUCGAUAAUUUGGAUUGGCUCAAUAACAUUGAUUGGUCAAGAGGGGGACCAUGGCUCGAUUUUGGUGUUGAGCAGGACAUGGCGGGGAUGAAAGCGAGUAGCGAGUUUUGA
Molecule: messenger RNA, 2322 nt
Organism: Lachnellula hyalina
Lineage: Eukaryota; Fungi; Ascomycota; Leotiomycetes; Helotiales; Lachnaceae
Exons: 5
Coding region: 1-2322 (773 amino acids)
Biological process (GO): regulation of DNA-templated transcription; DNA-templated transcription
Cellular component (GO): nucleus
Molecular function (GO): zinc ion binding; DNA binding; DNA-binding transcription factor activity, RNA polymerase II-specific
Source: RefSeq, a predicted model, not a curated record